CGGACCGAACUUAAGGAGGGCAGUGCCAAGUUACGUCUUGCUGUGUCGUCGUCUUCACGUCAAUCAGCUGUAGGUAGCGUUAAUAAACCUUGGACCAAUAUGUCGUGAUUGAUGGAUUGAUUGUACCUGUGCAGUCUCUCCGGAACCAGAUCCUAGCUUGGCUCUUCAGUAUGGAACCACAUAGAAUACCAGGGCCUAAUGAUAUUUUCUCAGGUUUUGGGACAGUGCACUCAGACUCUUCGUCAUUCAACAAUGUUUCAUAUGCAAAUUCCUAUGGCCUGGGCCUGGACCCAGCCAAUGAAUAUGGCAGCUGUCAUAGCACAGCUAGUGAAAUUUAUUACAGUUCACCCUUCAUUCAAGAUCAUGCUAUGCUCCAAACAGAUGGUAUGCCUGCCCCUGUGGCACCUCGUGUGCACAUCAAUCCUAACUACCGGCCAAAAGUAUUGGGACACCAAUCUAUGAUCCCAAACAGACCAGCAAAUGUUCACAUUAAUCCUCAUUGGAAAGGUCGUGUGGAAUCUGCCUCCCAAAUUGAAGACAAUGCUCAAGGAGAAGGCUCCAAUGCACAAACAGUGGGGAAGAAGACCAUUUUUGUCAAUCCAAAAGUCUUGUCUCAGCUUAAUCUUAAGCAGCCUCCUCGUCCAGUAGAGACAAGACAGACAUCUGGUUUGCACUUCAAUAAUUUACCAUCUGAAAAUGAAAUUUCGCGUUUGUCAUCAAGACCAAGUGGUACCACUAUUAGUCCAAACACAAGUUCUGAAACCAAAAAAAUGAGGGAAGAAAUUUCCAAAAAGCCUGGUGUGGUUAAAAGUGUCACAGAACGUUCAUUUGUCGUCCUCAAUUCAAGAAAAUUAGUUCGCAAAACAAAUUCAACCCACUAUCACAAGCUUUUAAGUUCGGAAGUUAACAAGAGAAGUCCAACUGGCUGCUCAUCAACUCAGAAACUGGCCAGACAGGUCGCCAGCAAGUAUAAAUUAGUCCGCAGUCCAACAACUGCACAAAAUGUAUUGAAAACAGUCAACAGUGUACCAACUACUUAUUUCAGAAAAUCAGGAAGAAAAAGUGUUAAUCCCAGGCAUUCUUCAGUUUCAAAUUCCAAAUCUGUAUACAAAUUCAUUCGUCAACCUGAAGAUUGUGGUUCAUUCACAGAACAAGUGAAAGUGGGGAAGAAGCUUGACCAAUCAUUUGUGUGUCACACGCCUCGGAUACAGUUGGAAAAUUCCCGUUUAAGGAGGAGCUUGAAAUCCAGGUACAGACUUAUCAAAGCUCAGCCAAGUCAUCAUAAAGAACCGGCAGCAUCUCAAGAAAAGGCUCGGACUGAUCAUUCUAGGUAUAAAUUAGUACGCCAUGGCUCGGCAGAAUCCAAGUCUUCUUUUAGGAACUCCUCUAUGAGUAACUUUUCACUGUACUCAUCCCCAAUAAGAUCUAAAAAUAGGAGUUUAAAUGCAAACAAACCAUCUUAUGGAAGGAAAGUUUCAAGAUUCAGAAUAGUUCAGGCUUCUACGGCUAAAAGCAGGACUCAGGUUCUCAUGUCAGGUUCUGGAAGUCAUUGUCGUUCAAACUGUGUCAAAUCGAACUUCCUAAAGUCAGGGUUGUACAAAAACAUUUCAUGGCAAAAGGAGAGAUACCAAGCAGUAGGGAGAAGCAUUAAAAACAGUAGUCAGAAGAAUGAAAUGAGUACUUUAUCCUCUAAGAGUGUACCCAACAGAAGUCUUGUGAAUAUUGGUGGUGUACUGUACAGAUCAACCAGAACUACCCUAACUCGGACUUCUACUGGAAAAGCCAGGGAAAGAAUAUUGCAUAUACGUGGAAGAAGAUUUGUGAUGGAUGGUAAAGGCAAAACAAUACGUCCUUCUAGCACUGAAGAUAGUUCUGGUGCAAGCAGCAGUGGAAAGUUACUUGCCCGAGUUGACAUUGGAGGAGUUACUUUUACCCGAAGAAGUGACAACACCUUAGUACGCACCAAUACCCACUAUGCAAGAAACUUGCUGAGUCUAGCAAAGAUGAGGAGCAUAGCUUUGUUAACAGACAAACUUCGUAAAAAUAAUCAGCCAUGCUUAAUCUAUCAUCGUUUUGGGAAAUGCCUGGCCCACUUGGCGGGCAAAUGUUGGCGAGUUCAUGAUCCUCGAAAUAUUUCUAUCUGCCGGAAGUUUUUGCAAGGCACUUGUGAGAGUGAAAAAUGCCUUCUUUCUCAUGAUGUUGGACCUGAAAAAAUGCCAACUUGUCGAUAUUUUCUGGAAGGUUGUUGUGUUCGUGAUAACUGCCCUUACCUGCAUGUGAAACUUAGUGCCAAUGCUGAUAUUUGCCGUCAGUUUCUUCAUGGCUACUGUGAUGCCGGUGACAUGUGCAAGAAGAGACAUUUGUUCCUGUGCCCUGAAUUUGAGAAAGAUGGGAAAUGCAGUAAAGGUAGGUACUGUCCUUAUCCCCAUGUAAGCUGUGCAAAACGGAAACCUAGAAAGAAAAGGAGCACUGUUUUUAAGCAUCCCAAAGACACUGUAAAACUCAAGGAAAAUUGGAAACAAGUUAAUGAAUUAGACAAAUCCGCCUCCCUAAAAGAAACUGAAAAAGUUAAGCGUUACUAUGAAGGAAGUAGUUCUUGUGAGUUACUUAACAAAUCACAACUGGAUCAUAUGGAUUCGGAUUCUGAAACUUCAUGUGAUUCAGACAAAGGUACUAAUGGUGAGAAAGGUAAUGUACAAAGAACUUCAAAGAUUGGCAUUUUACCAGCCUACAUUCCCCUAUGAAUAUAUUUUCUUUUGCCUGCAUCUAUUUUUCGUGCCAAACUAGAAGCACCCAGUCCCCCUGCUGGUCUUCCUUGCGCUUCUGUUAAAUUUAUUAUUUGUAUUUGAGUUACUUAACCAUGGUACCUUUCAUUGAUACUUUUAUUUUUACCAUUACCUUACUGCAAGGCUGUGACCAGUACCUGCUAGUGACAAACCCAUUGCUUACCCAUUACAAAAUCAACAAGUCUACGAACUCUUGUCAGAUUUUCAUUUUGAUGUAGUUUAUUUGUGUUGUAGUUUUGUACUCAACAUUUUACCCUCCUUAAGAAAUAUUGCAUCUUAAGAUAAAUUAGAAGUUUAAGUAACCCAGAACCAGAAUGUUAACAUAUCUGAAAUUUAAUAAAAGUUGAUGGUGGAAAAA
This is a messenger RNA of Thrips palmi, 3144 nucleotides long. RefSeq names its product zinc finger CCCH domain-containing protein 3 (gene ZC3H3). The coding region runs from base 171 to 2744 and encodes 857 amino acids. NCBI's taxonomy places the organism in Eukaryota, Metazoa, Arthropoda, Insecta, Thysanoptera, Thripidae. Gene Ontology annotation, molecular function: metal ion binding. The transcript is spliced from 8 exons. The record is from RefSeq and is a predicted model, not a curated record. Gene Ontology annotation, cellular component: nucleus.